AUGUCCAGUCAAACGGUACUUAGCCCACACAGCUCUACUAGCUUCAGCGUUGAUGUCAAUGCAGUGCAAGGGGACGUGCUCAUCGGCCUGGCCAAGAAAACAGAGGCUUUCGUAUUUCUUACCAUCAAAGAUGAUGAAGACUCUCGAUUAGCUUUCCGUCAAACGUUGAAAUCCAAGCUCCUGCCUCUGAUCACCACCACUCAACAAGUGCUCGACACUCAACGGAAGAUAGAGGAGAGCAAAUACCAAACCAAGCCUGGCGAGCCUAAAAAGAUCUUACCGAUCACUGGAUUAAACAUAGCAUUCAGUGCUUCCGGGCUAAAGAAAUUAGGAGUCGGCGAAACGGAGAUUCCUGAGGAUGCUAAAGCGUUCAUCGCCUCGCAAAAGUCUGAUGCAGUCACGAAUCUAGGUGACCCCGUUGACCAAACAGGUCAAAAACUAUCAACUUGGUCAAACGAAUUUCUUCAACACUCUAUCGACGCUGUGAUCCUUAUCACUGCUCCUGACCACGGACUGUUAGACCAUAAGAUCCAAGAGGUAAAGCAUUUGAUACAUUGUACUACUUCCCAUACCUUCAUUCGCAUUGGGGUGGUUCGACCUGGUUCUGAAGCCGGGCAUGAGCACUUUGGAUAUUUGGAUGGAAUCUCGAAGCCUAAGAUCGAAGGCUUUAACGCAACUGAAGCCGAUAAAAAAGCUGGAGUUAUAAAGCCAAGCGUCAUCUUAGUGGGCCAAGCCGACACUCAACAGGCCAAACCACUUGAUCCAUCUCAAGGUUGGAUGAAAGAUGGAUCUUUCCUCGUCUUUCGACAACUACAGCAACUAGUUCCAGAGUUCCAUAAGUUUUGUCAAGAUAUUGCUGACAAGAAUCCACAACCUGGUGUGACUGGUGAAUUUAUUGGUGCUAGAAUUGUAGGAAGAUGGAAAUCUGGCGCUCCACUGGUGUUGGCUCCCGUCGAAGACAAGCCAGAAUUAGCCAGAGUAGACGAUUUUGACUUCUCAGAUGAUUUGGUGCAACAAAGAUGUCCCUAUGCUGCCCAUAUCAGAAAAACCAACCCUCGUGACGGCAUAGAAGGUGCAGACCCGAAUACUGCGGUCUUACCUCAUCUUAUCACUCGUAGUGGUAUAACCUAUGGUCCUGAGUUGACUCCAGAAGAAGUCAGAGAGAAUAAGACUAAGCACAAUAGAGGAUUACUAUUUGUCUGCUACCAAAGCAAGGUGGAGGACGGGUUUCAAUUGGUUCAGAAAGUAUGGAGUAACAAUCCAGAUUUUCCUCCGAAGAACCCAGCAAAAGUGACUGCUGGACUCGACCUUCUUAUUGGUCAGAAUGGAAAACCGGGACCACGUGUUGCUCAAAACAUCACGUCGAAUGGUACCGUCGGAGAUACAGAUCCUAACAAUAUUGUCACCGCUGAUGAAUCAUUUGUUCAUCCUUUAGGCGGCGAGUAUUUCUUCUCACCUUCAAUUGAAGCUAUCAAAUCUAAGUUGGGAGCUUAA
Melampsora larici-populina 98AG31 is the source of this 1494-nucleotide messenger RNA. RefSeq lists its product as uncharacterized. The record is from RefSeq and is a predicted model, not a curated record. Lineage: Eukaryota; Fungi; Basidiomycota; Pucciniomycetes; Pucciniales; Melampsoraceae. Gene Ontology annotation, cellular component: cytosol. The transcript has 9 exons. Gene Ontology annotation, molecular function: heme binding; peroxidase activity. Bases 1 to 1494 code for a protein of 497 amino acids.